Indicator indicator is the source of this 2232-nucleotide messenger RNA. RefSeq names its product exostosin glycosyltransferase 1 (gene EXT1). Gene Ontology annotation, molecular function: glycosyltransferase activity. Lineage: Eukaryota; Metazoa; Chordata; Aves; Piciformes; Indicatoridae. The coding region runs from base 1 to 2232 and encodes 743 amino acids. The transcript has 11 exons. Gene Ontology annotation, cellular component: membrane. The record is from RefSeq and is a predicted model, not a curated record.
AUGCAGGCCAAAAAACGCUACCUGACGCUGCUCUCCGCUGGCACCUGUCUCGCCCUGCUGCUUUACUUGGGAGGCGUGCGGCUGCGGGCGGCCCGGUACUCACCGCCCGGUAGCCGGCAUGGCCCGUCCUUGCGCCCCGGCGCCGAGCGGCCCUGGCCCCGGUUCCCCGACGCCUUGCGGCCCUUCGCGCCCGCCGAGCGGCCGGGCCCCGAGGGCGGCGGCGGGCGCGUCUCCCCCCGGCAGCGGCGGGACGCCAGCGCCGGCCUCUACCGCGGGCGCCGCUGCCGCAUGGAGUCCUGCUUCGACUUCGCCCAGUGCCGGAAAAACGGCUUCAAGGUCUACGUUUACCCGCAGCAGAAGGGGGAGAAGAUUGCCGAGAGCUACCAGAACGUCCUGGCCGCUAUCGAGGGCUCCCGCUUCUACACCUCCGACCCCGGGCAGGCCUGCCUCUUCGUUCUCAGCCUGGACACGCUGGACCGGGACCAGCUCUCCCCCCAGUACGUGCACAACCUCCGCUCCAAGGUGCAGAGCCUCCACCUGUGGAACAACGGCAGAAACCACCUGAUUUUUAAUUUAUACUCCGGCACCUGGCCUGACUACACCGAGGAUGUGGGGUUCGACAUCGGCCAGGCUAUGCUGGCCAAAGCCAGCAUCAGUACUGAAAACUUCAGACCCAACUUUGACGUUUCUAUCCCGCUCUUUUCUAAGGAUCAUCCUAGGACAGGAGGGGAGAAGGGAUUUUUGAGGUUUAACACCAUCCCUCCUCUCAGGAAGUACAUGUUGGUAUUCAAGGGGAAAAGGUACCUGACGGGGAUAGGGUCAGACACCAGGAAUGCCUUAUAUCACGUCCAUAACGGAGAGGAUGUUGUUCUCCUGACCACCUGCAAGCAUGGCAAAGACUGGCAAAAGCACAAGGAUUCGCGCUGCGAUCGAGACAACGCCGAAUACGAAAAGUAUGAUUACCGUGAAAUGCUGCACAAUGCCACUUUCUGUCUGGUUCCCCGUGGCCGCAGGCUUGGCUCUUUCAGGUUUCUGGAGGCCUUGCAGGCUGCCUGUGUCCCAGUGAUGCUCAGCAAUGGAUGGGAGUUGCCGUUCUCGGAAGUGAUUGAUUGGAACCAAGCUGCCGUCAUAGGCGAUGAGAGAUUGUUAUUACAGAUUCCUUCUACAAUCAGGUCUAUCCAUCAGGAUAAAAUCCUAGCACUUAGACAGCAGACGCAGUUCUUGUGGGAGGCUUAUUUUUCUUCAGUUGAGAAGAUUGUAUUGACUACACUAGAGAUUAUUCAGGACAGAAUAUUUAAGCACAUAUCACGUAACAGCUUAAUAUGGAACAAACAUCCUGGAGGGUUAUUUGUACUGCCACAGUAUUCCUCAUAUCUGGGAGAUUUUCCUUACUACUAUGCUAAUCUCGGUCUGAAGCCUCUUUCCACAUUCACUGCCGUUAUCCAUGCAGUAACUCCCCUGGUUUCCCAGUCUCAGCCUGUGCUCAAACUCCUGGUUGCUGUAGCCAAGUCCCAGUACUGUGCACAGAUCAUUGUUUUAUGGAAUUGUGAUAAACCCCUCCCAGCCAAACACCGCUGGCCUGCCACUUCUGUGCCUGUCAUAGUCAUUGAAGGAGAGAGUAAGGUUAUGAGCAGUCGCUUCCUACCCUACGACAACAUAGUGACAGACGCCGUGCUAAGCCUGGAUGAGGACACCGUGCUUUCAACCACUGAGGUGGAUUUUGCCUUUACAGUUUGGCAGAGUUUUCCAGAGAGGAUUGUAGGCUACCCUGCUCGCAGUCACUUCUGGGACAACACUAAGGAGAGGUGGGGCUAUACCUCCAAAUGGACUAAUGACUAUUCCAUGGUAUUGACAGGAGCUGCUAUUUACCACAAAUAUUAUCACUACCUGUACACUCAUUACCUGCCUGCCAGCCUAAAGAAUAUGGUGGACCAACUGGCCAAUUGUGAGGACAUUCUAAUGAAUUUUUUGGUGUCAGCCGUGACAAAAUUGCCUCCAAUCAAAGUAACACAGAAAAAACAGUAUAAGGAGACCAUGAUGGGACAGACGUCCCGGGCCUCACGCUGGGCUGACCCCGACCACUUCGCCCAGCGGCAGAGCUGCAUGAACACUUUUGCCAGCUGGUUUGGCUAUAUGCCGCUGAUCCACUCUCAGAUGAGGCUCGACCCUGUCCUCUUCAAAGACCAGGUCUCCAUCCUGAGGAAGAAGUAUCGAGACAUCGAACGACUCUGA